CGCACCGCCCCCCCGUCCUCACUGCGCAAGCGCGGGCCGCGAGCGUGGGGCAUCUCGAGACAGCCAGGUUUGCGGGCUGCGGAGCGUGGAGGUUUUGCGGCCUGCGUUCUGCCGGCUCCAGCGGCUCACAGGCGAAGUAACGAGGCGCAGCAAGCCGAGCCUCCCCGCUCCCCCGACAGCGUGGGCCAUGGAGACUCAGGUGCUGACGCCGCACGUCUACUGGGCUCAGCGACACCGGGAGCUGUAUCUGCGCGUGGAACUGAGUGACGUGCAGAAUCCUGCCAUCAGCAUCACGGAAAAUGUGCUGCAUUUCAAAGCCCAGGGACAUGGUGCCAAAGGAGACAAUGUCUAUGAAUUUCACCUGGAGUUCUUAGACCUCGUGAAACCAGAGCCGGUGUACAGGCUGACCCAGAGGCAGGUGAACAUCACAGUCCAGAAGAAGGUGAGUCAGUGGUGGGAGAGGCUCACCAAGCAGGAGAAGCGCCCGCUGUUUUUGGCCCCUGACUUUGAUCGCUGGCUGGAUGAAUCUGAUGCAGAAAUGGAGCUGAGAGCCAAGGAGGAAGAACGCCUAAAUAAGCUCAGACUAGAAAGCGAAGGAUCCCCUGAGACUCUUACAAGCUUGAAGAAAGGGUACCUGUUUAUGUACAACCUUGUGCAGCUUCUGGGCUUCUCCUGGAUCUUUGUCAACCUGACAGUGCGCUUCUUUAUUUUGGGAAAAGAGUCCUUCUACGACACGUUCCACACCGUGGCUGACAUGAUGUAUUUCUGCCAGAUGCUGGCGCUAGUGGAAACCCUCAAUGCCGCCAUCGGCGUCACGAGUUCCCCAGUGCUGCCUGCUCUAAUCCAGUUUAUUGGAAGAAAUUUUAUUCUGUUUAUCAUCUUUGGCACCAUGGAAGAAAUGCAAAACAAAGCUGUGGUUUUCUUUGUGUUUUAUUCAUGGAGCGCAAUUGAAAUUUUCAGGUACCCCUUCUAUAUGCUUACCUGCAUCGACAUGGACUGGAAGGUGCUCACAUGGCUCCGUUACACUAUGUGGAUUCCCUUAUACCCUAUGGGAUGCUUGUCAGAAGCUGUGGCAGUGAUCCAGUCCAUUCCAGUAUUCAACGAGUCAGGAAGGUUCAGUUUUACUUUGCCAUAUCCAGUGAAGAUGAAAGUCAAAUUUUCCUUCUUCCUUCAGGUUUAUCUUGUAAUGUUAUUCUUAGGGUUAUAUAUUAAUUUUCGUCACCUUUAUAAACAGCGCAGGCGGAGGUUUGGACAAAAAAAGAAAAAGCUCCACUAAAGAGAAAUUUGGUAGCUUUGAGCCGGUUUGAGAGAUUCUGAUUCUUACAGUUUUACUUUCUUGUACUGAUGUAAAAGUUUUUUCUUUUCUUUUCUUUCUUUCUUUUCUUUUUUUUUUUUUUUUAAAGUAAGGCUAUCUCCUUUCCCCAGUAACAUUCCUGAAUUUACUGUAUUUUACCUUAGUGUUGUACUUGCAUGACAUGGAUGUCUGAUAUCUGACAACAGGUUCGUUCUUAUGUAUUUAAUGACAGCUAGACUGGCCCACACCUUCUCAUGUCAGUCAGCUCUUCCCCACAGGUACUGUCUACCUUUACAGUUAGGACUUGGUAUUUCUGCUAUUGCUUGUGAGAAAAAACACAAGACUACAUUUCUCCACUGAAGAUUGUCAAAAGUGGCCCAGGCAGAACCUAAUAUAUAUUAGUUAUAUCAAGUUACUUGUGUAGGGGGUAGAACUGACUUUUUGAAAAUCAGGUAAACUUGGUCAUUGGUUAAACAUUUUUGAGUCAGAGUAGGACUGGAGAACACUUUGUACUUGAUUUGGCUUAAAGACAUUCAUUCUAUAGCACUUACCAGCACAGGCAUCGAAGAGGCAGAGUGAUUUAAAGAAAGUAAUCAGAACCUAGGAACACCAUGAAUGCUGCAUUCCUAGCUAAAUCAGAACUGUCUGCAACACUGGAGAAAGAGGGAGCAUUACUUGCAAAACACUUGAUAUUAUAAGUUCCAAAUGUGAAUGAAUGGCUACAGGGGUCAGGAGGGAACAUAGAUUUGGGAGCUAGACAGCAGUCGGCUGUUACAGUGGAGCCUGUGCACAGUCUCCAACUCUUGGACUAGCUCCAUCCCUUUACUUGUGUAUUUCUCUGAGUGACCAGUGAGACUGUUUUUUUUUUUUUUUUUUGAACUUCAAACUCCUGUCUGUUUGUUUGUUUGUUUGAACUUGUGUGCAGUAGGAACUUGAGCUGGGAAAUAACCAGGAUUCCUGCAGGAAACCCCCCUAAAAGGGGGGCCUGAACAAAAUCUAGACCUUAGGGUUGGUCAUUGUACAAGACAUCUACGACUCCCUACCACAUUCCAUGGAAAUGGAGUGCUGAGGGAACACCAGAAGCAGGAGCUGAAGGGUGGAGCAUCAGAUCUGCCACUCCCACUGUUCCCGGGGAAAGAAGACUUGUGUGGUCUCAGUGAGCCCGAAGUGGAUUAGUGGUGCACUGUCUGGGUUGACACACCUCAUCUCAUGGAAGAGUAUUUCCAAGUCUGCAGCUUCUGUCCACGUUUGUUGCUAUUAUUGCCUUCUGGCCUUCCUUCCACUGACUGUGGCACCGACCGGGCAGGUCAGCUUUGCAGUUAACUGUGCUGCAGCAUUGUGCAAUCCCAUGUUCUAGUUAGCAUCCCCUUUGUUGCUGUCUGAGAAAGUGAAAGAUUGUGUAUUUCUAUUAAAACAUUUACAGUCAAAA
Messenger RNA from Onychomys torridus (southern grasshopper mouse), 2723 nucleotides. RefSeq names its product 3-hydroxyacyl-CoA dehydratase 3 (gene Hacd3). Gene Ontology annotation, biological process: fatty acid elongation; sphingolipid biosynthetic process; very long-chain fatty acid biosynthetic process. Bases 188 to 1276 code for a protein of 362 amino acids. Gene Ontology annotation, molecular function: 3-hydroxyacyl-CoA dehydratase activity. The transcript has 11 exons. The record is from RefSeq and is a predicted model, not a curated record. Gene Ontology annotation, cellular component: endoplasmic reticulum membrane. NCBI's taxonomy places the organism in Eukaryota, Metazoa, Chordata, Mammalia, Rodentia, Cricetidae.